AUGGUUUAUUAUUUUCAGGCUACGGUUGGCAGCUUUCACCAUUCUGGUUGGGUCCUUGUUGAAUGCAAGAUUGGUGACCAGGAGCUCGUAAAGAUUGGUGCUGUAAAUGCUGAAACUGCUCCAGUUUGCCACCUAGAGCUUGAAUUUGAGGAGGACAAGGAUGUGGUCUUAUCAGUCCUUGGGCAGAACUCAGUCUUCUCAGGCCUUGGGCAGAACUCAGUACACCUAUCAGGAUACUACAUCUGUUCUGACAAUGGUGACCAUGGUGAAGAUAGCAAGGAAUUCAAAUCCGAUUCAAUAGACGGAGAAGCGUCUCUUGGCCUUGAGCGUACUCUGGGAGGCAAUGUGCUUCAAACUAGUAGUCAGGAGGAAAAUGCUCCACUCACUGAUGAGGAUAAUAAUGCUACACAGAAUAUUAUCCAACAUACUGUACCACCUAUCCUGAUCUUGAACGACAAUGCUGAUGCUAAAAACAGUGAUGAGAAACAAUCUGAUGAAGCUAAACUAUCUGAAAAUGUGCAUGCAGAACUGCAUCCUGAGCACACUGUCAUACUUGAUAAUGGUAUGACAAUGGAAGAUCUGACCAAGGGAAAUGCUGGUGCCAAAACUGCAAUUAAUGGCAGAAAGGUUUAUGUGAAGUAUGUUUGUCAAUUGAGCAAUGGUGAUCCUGUUGAUCCUACCGGUCAAAGUUCCACUUGCAAGUUCAUACUUGGUGCUGGGGAAGUCAUCAGUGGAUGGGAUCUUGGUAUUAAAGGCAUGCAUGUAGGUGGAAAAAGGAGACUUUGCAUUCCCCCCCAUCUAGGGUAUGGGGAUGCUAGAAGAGGAAACAUACCACCAAACUCAUGGCUCAUCUAUGACAUCGAACUGCUGAAAGUCAAGCGACACAAAACCACACGAAAACAAAAGAGGGCCAGAAGAGCGGCGCCACAAGCUUCUACAACUGCAAGCUAG
Messenger RNA from Oryza brachyantha (malo sina), 951 nucleotides. RefSeq names its product peptidyl-prolyl cis-trans isomerase FKBP43-like. Bases 1 to 951 code for a protein of 316 amino acids. The transcript is spliced from 7 exons. The record is from RefSeq and is a predicted model, not a curated record. Gene Ontology annotation, molecular function: peptidyl-prolyl cis-trans isomerase activity. Lineage: Eukaryota; Viridiplantae; Streptophyta; Magnoliopsida; Poales; Poaceae.